CGGGGCGGGGCCGCAGCUGAAGCCCCGGGAGCCGGGAGCUGAGAGCCGGGCCGGGCCGGGGACGCUGCGGGGCCGGCGGGAUGCAGGCUGUCCCCAGCUCUGCUCUCAGGAUGAGGAACUUGCUGCUAGUGUCUCUGCUGCUGGCCGUGACCCCUGGCUGGGCUGCGCCCAAGGACAGCGCCAACAGGCCUGAGGGCCCUGCUGCCGAGCCUGUUCCCAACCUUCUGCACCCCGAGCCGGAGGAGCUGCGGCUGUUGCAGCGUUACCUGCGGCGCGCCCGGCAGAUGGCACCGGAUCCUGCUGACAUGACGAGGGAGCAGGUGCUCCUCUACCUCUUCGCGCUGCACGACUACGACCGGAGUGGGCAGCUGGACGGGCUGGAGUUCAUGCAGCUGCUGAUGGAGGUGGUGUCCCAGCAGGCCCAGGGGCAGCCUUCUCCUGACGCGGUGAUCGUGGCAGUAGAUGGGAUCCUGGAGACUCAAGACCUGAACGGGGACGGGUUACUGAACCCCUCGGAACUCCUGCUGCCCCCAGCCCAGGGCCAGCCUCCCCCGCCAGCCCCGACUGACGCCCCCGCCGGAGAAGGGGUUGUGCAGUGGGCACCUGAGGAACCAGAGCAACUUGCCGCGGCCCUUGAGCUGCCCGGUGCCCAGGGGGCAGCAGGCCCCGGCGUGGAGCUCCCCGAGGCUGAGGGUCUCUUGCGGAGCCGGACGGGGCCAGAGGCAGCUCAGCCUGAAGAGGAGGCUCCAGGGGCCCAGGCUGGGGCCCCCAAUGCUGAGAUCUAGGCCCC
Trachemys scripta elegans is the source of this 790-nucleotide messenger RNA. RefSeq names its product cell growth regulator with EF hand domain protein 1-like. The transcript has 6 exons. The record is from RefSeq and is a predicted model, not a curated record. Gene Ontology annotation, molecular function: calcium ion binding. Lineage: Eukaryota; Metazoa; Chordata; Testudines; Emydidae. The coding region runs from base 81 to 785 and encodes 234 amino acids.